This is a messenger RNA of Drosophila bipectinata, 1118 nucleotides long. RefSeq names its product rab-like protein 3. Gene Ontology annotation, biological process: intracellular protein transport. Lineage: Eukaryota; Metazoa; Arthropoda; Insecta; Diptera; Drosophilidae. The record is from RefSeq and is a predicted model, not a curated record. Gene Ontology annotation, molecular function: GTPase activity. Gene Ontology annotation, cellular component: endomembrane system.
AUGUUUUUCGUAACCAGCUUCACCCUGGAGGGAACUCAUGGAAUAUCAAUGAGCAAUCGCGUCAGAAUUGUCGUAGUCGGCGAUUCAGGUGUGGGAAAAACCUGCCUGACGCACCUGAUUGCGCACAAUGAGUCCCUGAUACGACCUGGCUGGACGGUGGGCUGCAACAUUCAGGUGAAGAUCCACGAGUUCAGGGAGGGCACCAUCCGCCAAAGUCCGUAUUUUGUGGAGCUUUUUGAUAUUGGCGGGUCUUUGAGCCACAAAAACACCCGGAGUGUCUUCUAUUCUGGCAUACAUGGUAUCAUUCUGGUGCACGAUCUAACUAAUGCCAAGUCGCAGGAACAGUUGAUCGAUUGGCUGUACGAGAUUGUCAACAAGGAGGGCAAGGAUACGUACAAAGCACGCGGUCCUUCUCUGCCAUCUUCGCCCACGCCCAUGACAGUUUUCUCACCCUCGGGCACAUCGAUUGCCUCCGCAUCCAUCUCACCAUCCGCUUCGUCGUCCAGUUCCUGCAUGGGCGCUUCAGAUUCCCAUAUACGUUUCGAUCUGGAGGAAUUCCUCGGGGCCACCCAGACACCAAUUCUGGUAAUGGGCACCAAAAUGGAUCUUAUCGAUGAGAAGCGCCAUCCCAAAACGUCAGUGAAGAAGGUGGGCGGCAUAGCGGACAAAUGUGGAGCUGAAGAAAUCUGGCUAAACUGUCGGGACACAAGGAGUUUAGCUGCCGGCACUACGGGCUCAGUGAAGCUCUCCCGUUUCUUUGACUGUGUCAUCGAGAAGCGCGAAGCUCUAAGCUCGUCCAGUUCCUCCACAAAUAUUUACGGCAGCGGCUUUAACGUUGGCUCUCCACCAGACAGAAGACGCCCGACAGCCAGCUCACCCCCACGGCCCGCCGACGACUAUUCCAUGUACGGCGCUACGGCCAUUCCCCUUCUGGAUACCAACGACCUCAAAUGAUCCCGAGUUCUAUAUUAGUCAUAAGUAACAUAUAAGAGAAUCUUAGGUAACUAACGUUUGAAACGAUUGGAAAAGUGUUUAACCGAAGUAUUCAUAGUCUCCAUUGUAUGUAUAUUAAAUCAUUGUGGUCUGAAAUAAAUUUGUGUUUGGAUUCAGUUUAUAAA